AUGUCGCCAUCGAACCUUUGGGACCUCAAGUUUGUGUGGACUGAUCUCCACCAGACUAAGGAACAGUUGCGACCAAAGAUUUUCACCUAUGACAGGCUUGCCGAUGAGUGCAUCGAACGACUGGAUGUCCUUUCUCCUUUGAAUACGGUAGGAAAUGCUCAGAAUAACGAUGUGGGCCCGAAGGUGUCCCAAAGGGACAUGUAUACCUUGCUGAAGGAUCGCGUAAGUAAUGACUCGAAACUUCGUGAGCUCUGGACGCAGGUCAACACCGUGCCGGAAUGGGUCGACUGGCAGCAGAUCCAACGGGGACAAGAUGUGUUCUUUCGCUAUGGCCUUCCUAUGUUGAAUGCGCUUAACUUUGCAAGUCUUCUCGGUGGCAUGGGCUCUGCACGUGUGGCCGAAACCCUGACCCGAACUGGAGGUUUCUCUGCCGACGUUGUGCGGCGCAGAUUGCUGGAGACCCUGCAGUACGUCCUCCAGGUGUCUGAAUCUUUGGACGCAAUAAAGCCAGGCGGUGUGGGUCAUAUCGCAUCCAUCCGUGUACGGCUGCUGCAUGCGUCUGUUCGUUCGAGGAUACUGAGUCUGGCAAAGAAAGAGCCAGGUUAUUAUGACGUCGAUAAAUACGGCAUCCCCAUCAACGAUCUUGAUUGCAUUGCGACAAUCAACACUUUCUCAACCCUGGUGAGAUUGGUGGCCUACUACAUGGGUACUCCAAACGCGCCAUUCGCCAGCCAGCAGGCCGCGCGUGCCAUGAUGGAGUCACUGACCGUGUCUGAGAUUGAUCCUACUGAUACUAGCAGGAUAUUAGCACGCAAUAUCAUUUUGGGCUUAGAAAAGACCCCGCCCACAUAUGCGUCGAAAGAGUUUAUGGAGGCGAUGGCUAGACGACUCCACGGGAGUCAGCUCUCUGACAGUCUCGGUAUCCCUCCAACCACCAUAUACUACCAAGCCCUGGUAUUCGGGUAUUGCUUCGUCGUCAUGGGAUUAUCAUAUGUGGCCCGAUUGUCUCCUAAAAUAGACCAGGCCCUUAUCGCAUUCCGUCGCAGAAAAUAUCACACCAUUAUAAACGACCGAGAGAAAGGUCUCGGCGGUGAAACGCUCUACGCGUUCAAGUAUAUUCCAUUCUACACGAGGACCACAAAACUGGGAGAACGCCGGACAUCGAAUCCAGCGCCUCAUGGCAUUGAGACCGUGGCGCUGCUGGGUCUUAUAGCCGCCUUCCUUACUGCCGUGAUUAUGCUCAGCGGAGGUAUAUAUGCGUUACGCAUAUUGAGCAUGCCUUUUUGA
This is a messenger RNA of Aspergillus ibericus CBS 121593, 1287 nucleotides long. RefSeq names its product oxygenase MpaB family protein. Lineage: Eukaryota; Fungi; Ascomycota; Eurotiomycetes; Eurotiales; Aspergillaceae. The record is from RefSeq and is a predicted model, not a curated record. Gene Ontology annotation, molecular function: oxidoreductase activity. The transcript is spliced from 5 exons. Bases 1 to 1287 code for a protein of 428 amino acids.